AAGCAGCUGUACCAGGACUGGAGUCCCGCUGGAGUGGGGGGGACGCAGCGUGCAGACCCCUUACUUGGCUGCGCUGAACGGAGCUCUGGCGUCCCUGAUGCAUCCAUCGCCUUGCGCUCUGUGGGGCUGGGCGGCCUCCUCGCCCCUCCUCUCCCCGGGGGCGGUGCCUGACAGCGGGGCGGGCUCAGUGGCGGGGGCUCAGACGCCCGGCGGCGGGCGGCGGGACGCACGGGGCCAGGGGCCGGGGAGGCACCGGCCAACGCCAUGGACCUGAUAUCGGCGCUAAGCCUGGGAGAGCUAGCGCUCAGCUUCUCGCGGGUGCCGCUCUUCCCAGUCUUCGACCUCAGCUACUUCAUCGUCUCCAUCAUUUACCUGAAGUAUGAGCCAGGAGCUGUGGAGCUGUCGCGGCGCCACCCGGUGGCGUCCUGGCUGUGUGCCAUGUUGCACUGUUUCGGGAGUUACAUCCUGGCCGACCUGCUCCUCGGGGAGCCCAUCAUCGACUACUUCAGCAACAGCUCCAGUAUCCUGCUGGCCUCUGCAGUGUGGUACUUGAUUUUCUUCUGUCCCUUGGACCUCUUCUACAAAUGCGUCUGCUUCCUGCCGGUGAAACUCAUCUUUGUGGCUAUGAAGGAGGUGGUGAGGGUCCGAAAGAUCGCCGUGGGCAUCCAUCACGCACACCACCACUACCACCACGGAUGGUUCAUCAUGAUCGCCACCGGGUGGGUCAAAGGCUCUGGUGUCGCCCUCCUGUCCAACCUGGAGCAGCUGCUUCGAGGAGUCUGGAAGCCAGAGACCAAUGAAAUCCUGCACAUGUCCUUCCCCACCAAGGCCAGCCUGUACGGAGCCGUCCUGUUCACCCUGCAGCAGACCCGCUGGCUCCCGGUGUCCAAGGCCAGCCUCAUCUUCGUCUUCACCAUGUUCAUGGUGUCAUGUAAGGUGUUCCUGACGGCCACACACUCCCACAGUUCUCCAUUUGAUGUCCUGGAAGGCUACAUCUGCCCGGUGCUGUUUGGGGCAGCUUGGGGAGGUGACCAUCACCAUGACAACCAUGGAGCACCACAUGGCGGCGGGCCGGGCACCCAGCACUCGGGCCUGCCUGCCAAGGCCAGGGAGGAGCUGAGCGAAGGCUCCAGGAAGAAGAAGACCAAGAAGGCGGAUUAGGGGGUGGACCCAGGCAUCCACGGGGUGUUGGGGAGAAGGGUAUGGACUCAGGGAACCUCAGAACUUAGGGGCAUCCAGGGCUCAGAGUUCCCCUCCACCAGCCUCGACUUCCCUAGCUGCAAUUUGGGGUCAGCAGCCACUCCCAGGGCUGAUGAGGGUGGAGGAGGUGGGUAGGAGUGAGAAGCCCUGCUUCCUGCCAGACCUCUCAUGACGUCACAGCCUUCGGGGUCACCCAUCCUCACGGCACCCACAGCAGAGCCCUGGCCAGUAGAUUCUUGGUUUUCUUUGUUCUUUCAAAUUAUAUCUUGUAACCAAAAGAAUUUAAAGCCCACGUGGAGACUCAGUUUCCUGAGUUCCUCCGGAGAUCCAGGUGCUGGGGUUCUCACGUCCUGUCCCUCCCAGGACCGCCCUAGAAUUUUGUGACUCCUUCUGGGCAUCUUGGGGUAAAUUGCCUCCUUCUCUGAACCUCUAGCUUCCUCUCAGUAGCGCGGAGACCCCGGGUCCUCCUGUGUACAGAGGGUAGAUAAUGUCAGAAGUCUCCUAAGCAGCAUGCUAUGGCCAGGGAGCCUGCGUGAAGGACCGUGGCGGAUGCUUUGUACCUCAGGCUGUUUGUGUUUGGGCCCAGAAGGUCUCACCAGUUACUCAGCUGAGCGGAUACAUCCAGGGCUGCUAGGAAGCAGAGCUUGGGUUUCCAGCUGCCCACAGGCAAAAGAAGUGUAGCCACCUGCAUGCAGGGCAGAGUGUAAAGAGUCAACCGCCUUGAGUGCUCACAGUUGGGCCCUGGACACAUCAGGGGUCCCUCAUGCCGGAUCAACAUUGUUCAUUCAGUCAUUCAACAAACAUGAUCCACACCUGCUCCGUGUACAGUGCUAUGCUGCUGCUGGAGAGGAGCAGGCCUUGUACAGAGUCACCAGAAGGUCUGAGAGGUGAGUGUGGGGCCAGGCUGGGCUCAGGCUCCUGUGAGUACCCAGUCUGCUGAGAAAGCGCCUUCUCACGGCAUUGCCCCCACCCAGGUAGGGUAGGGCCUGAAGCUGGAAGCCCCUGGGUUUCAUCCUCCUGGUGUCAAUCAAAGCUCAGUGCGAGUGAUAAGCCAAUAAAUGUGGUGCCAGUGAACCA
Molecule: messenger RNA, 2277 nt
Organism: Peromyscus leucopus (white-footed mouse)
Lineage: Eukaryota; Metazoa; Chordata; Mammalia; Rodentia; Cricetidae
Gene: Tmem38a
Product: transmembrane protein 38A
Exons: 6
Coding region: 265-1161 (298 amino acids)
Biological process (GO): potassium ion transmembrane transport
Cellular component (GO): membrane
Molecular function (GO): identical protein binding; potassium channel activity
Source: RefSeq, a predicted model, not a curated record